AUGUCGUUUCUAAAUACUUUGCUUGGGUUUCUGAAAAAAUUGGCCUUAUUUAUUUUGAUUGUGGCUAUUGCUAUUCCUUUCCGAUAUAGUUCAACAGAUCCAAAAUAUAUUUGUGUUCGUUUAAUACAUUCCAUAUUAUCUAUAAAGCACUCUCUGAUACCAGAUCGAGCUCGACCAACACUAAGUGCAAAUUAUCGAGCUUUUGAAGAAAUGCUGCGAAUGAUGCCAUUUCUAAAAUUUGAUACAUCAGCAGAUGCACUUACUGUAAUCAAAGAAAUGCGUGCUUCCUUCACCAUGAACUCCAUAAUUCCUAAACCAUCCCAAUGUCAAAUUAAUAAAGAAGUCUUUGAAUAUGAUGGACAUGCAGUUGAUGCAUAUUGGGUUAGUUAUCCUCCAAAAACCAUUCAAAAAGAUUCUGAUAAAAUAUUACUCUACAUCCAUAGUGGAGGGUAUCUGUUAGGCAAUAUUCAUAGUUUUAGCGGACUUGAAUGUCGUCUGUCUGAACUUUUCAACCUAACUAUACUUCAUGUGGAAUAUCGGCUUUGUCCCGAGCAUCCAUUACCUGCAGCUGUGGAUGACACAGUUGCAAUUUAUCGUGCUCUUCUCCGCCAGAACAUUUCACCAUCUCAACUGAUGAUUAUGGGCGACUCAGCUGGUGGCGGUCUUGCUUUGUUAGCUGUUCAAGCUCUAAUCAAUCAUCAAUUACCUGUUCCCCGUGGUGUUAUUGUUCUAUCGCCGUUCACUGAUCUUUCAAUGUCUGGUGAGAGUUAUACACGCAAUCGUCAUACUGAUAUAUCACCUCAAUUCGAUAAAAAUUGGUAUAUGGCACGAUUAUUGGGCUUCAAUCGUGUUCAAUUAUCUCUUGAUGAUCCCCGAUUUAGUCCUUUGUUUGGUUCAUUUGAGGGGUUUCCAGCAUUGUAUAUCAAUGUGGGUACGGCAGAAAAAAUGGAAGAUGAUUCAAGACGAAUGUGGACAAAAGCUAAGGAAGCAGGUGUUAAUGUAAAAUUUGAAGAAGGUUUACAUAUGACACAUAUAUAUCCUAUGUUUUUUCUUUAUUAUCGUGAAGCACAACAUACACUUGAUAAUAUUAACAAAUGGAUUCAAACGAUCUAA
Messenger RNA from Rotaria sordida, 1113 nucleotides. The record is from the annotation of a GenBank genome assembly. Lineage: Eukaryota; Metazoa; Rotifera; Eurotatoria; Philodinida; Philodinidae.